Molecule: messenger RNA, 2505 nt
Organism: Paramisgurnus dabryanus
Lineage: Eukaryota; Metazoa; Chordata; Actinopteri; Cypriniformes; Cobitidae
Gene: tnfrsf18
Product: tumor necrosis factor receptor superfamily, member 18
Biological process (GO): positive regulation of cell adhesion
Cellular component (GO): external side of plasma membrane
Molecular function (GO): protein binding
Source: RefSeq, a predicted model, not a curated record
CCCCAACAGAAUGGACACUGUUAAGCUCUGGUUUACACUGCUUUGUGUUUGUAGCGGUCGGAUUUUAACACUGGCGAUUAGCUGUGAUUGGACAACCCAAUAUGAAAAUGAUGGGAAAUGUUGUCAAGUCUGUCCCUCAGGUAUGUAUCCCAAAAAACACUGUUCAGAGAGCAACAGUGACAGCGUGUGUGAAAAAUGUCCGGAUACUUCGGGUAAACGGGGAUGCUUUUGUGAAAACAAGCGUUGCAGUGAUGAUAAAUGCUCGAAAUGUGUGGCCAUAGAAAAAUGCGAACCUGGCUUUCAACUGUGGAGAGGAGGUAGUUUUGAUUUCACAUACAGAUGUGAGCCAUGUCCAAACGGGACAUACAAUGAUGUUGAGGGUGGAACAUGCAAACCCUUGGCAAAGUGUGAUGGCUUUAAAUUGGGCUUCGCUGGAAACAGAACCCACAAUGCACAAUGUAUAACCCAUGAGUACCCCAACCAUGUUUCAAACAAAGAACCAAGCAGCAACCACUUUUCCAACACUAUGAUGCUAUCUUUAGCAGCCGCCGUCUGUCUGUGCCUGGUGCUUGUCGUAUAUACAGCCUUUCAGCAUUGGAAACACACAAGACACGUAAAGUCAUUUCAAACGUGCACACAUAAGAUGGUUUUGCCACCAGAUGCAUGCAGCUGCAAACUAUCUAAGGAAGAAAUGGGAGACGAAAUUGACUCCAAGGAGACUUCGGAAUCGGAUUUCUCUUUCAAGUGUGAUGGUCACAGCUUUCCCUGAUUCCUUGAAAGUUCUCUGUGGUUUAAAGAACAGCCAAUAAACAAGCUAUUUUAAAGAUGACUUAACUGCAAAACAACAUGUCAAUCAGCUUUAAUUGAUGUAUUAUGAACAACUAAUGAUGCUUUGCAGGUCAUGUGCUGUUGAUGGUCCUACUGACUGUGGAGAAAGGCCACAGUCAGUCUCUGAGGCUGUGUAAUGCAGGCGGAUGUUUACUGUAAAUGUAUUUAAUAGUGUUUCCUUUCUAAAAUACUCAGUUUACAGACUGAGUAAAGGACAGACUUUUAAAGGAGCAGGGAACAGCAGAGAGUAUUUGAAUGAUGCAACCAUGUACAGGUGCAUCUUAGUAAAUCUUAGUCGUAGAAAAGAUUAUUUAUUUCAAUAAUUCAACUCAAAUUGUGAAAUUCUAUGCACACAGACUGAAGUCCUUUAAGCCUUUUUUUUUUAAUUGUGAUGAUUCUGUCAUCCAACCAAUUCACUAGAAUAUGGAGUCAUGCCAAUCCAGCAGGAUUUGGCACCUGCUCACACUGCCAAAAGCACCAAAAGUUGGUUAAAUGACCAUGGUUUUGGUGUGCUUGACGGGUCAGCAAACUCACCAGACCUAAACCCCAUAGAGAAUCUAUGGGAUAUUGUCAAGAGAAAAAUGAGAAACAAGAGACCAAAAAAAGCAGAUGAGCUGAAGGCCACUUUCAAAGAAACCUGGGCUUUCAUACCACCUUAGCAACAGUGCUUCAUCGCCUCCAUGCCAGGUCGAAAUGAGGCAGUGAUUAAAGCAAAAGGAGUCCCUACCAAGUAUGGAGUACAUAGACUGCACAGUAAAUGAACAUAUUUUCCAAAACAAUUAACAAUUUUUUUUAUUGGUCUUAUGAAAUAUUCUAAUUUGUUGAGAUGAAUAAGUGAAUUAGUGGGUUUUUGUUAAACAAAAACAUCACAAUUAAAAGAAAAAAUACUUAAAGUACUUGAGUCUGUGUGCAUUGAAUUUAUUUAAUACACAGGUUUCACAAUUUGAGUCGAAUUACUGAAAUAAAUGAACUUUUCCACGGCAUUCUAAUUUAUUGAGAUGCACCUGUAUAUAUAUAUAUAUAUAUAUAUAUAGAGAGAGAGAGAGAGAGAGAGAGAGAGAGAGAGAGAGAGAGAGAGAGAGAGAGAGAGAGAGACAGAGACAGAGACAGAGACAGAGACAGAGACAGAGAGCGAGAGAGAGAGAGAGAGAGAGAGAGAGAGAAUACAAAUGAAUAGUUCAUCGUUCUUUUGUGGAACUCAAGCAAAAAACUGAAGACUUUACAGUAGAUUGUACAGCAACUUAUUCUUUUUAUACUUUAUAUAACUUAUUCUUUUUAUAAAUUACAAUGAAUGGGUAGCGAAGCUUUAAAGUGUUUUUUUUCCCCAAAAAAUUGUUAGUCAUCAAUAACCAUUUUUAAUUCUUGUCAAAUCUUUUUAAAAACUUUAAAACUUAGUUUAACUCACACGUUGCAUUUUUUUGAAGUUUGCUUUAAACUUUUAAAAUCUUAUAAAAUCGUGAAAAUGAAAUAAAGAAAUAUUGACACAUUGGGAAAAUUCAACUAGGCCUAUUAUUGUGUUACGAAGUUUCAGAAGAGGUAUUUUAUAAUAUAUAUUGUGAAACAAGGUGUUAAUUUUAUUUAAUCACAUUUAUUGUCUUUAAAUAAUUUAGGGUUUUGUUGUAUAGUAUUCUAUAUUUCAUUUUCAUCUUAUCAAUAAAUGUAAAUGUGUAUUACUUU